Molecule: messenger RNA, 7793 nt
Organism: Phyllostomus discolor (pale spear-nosed bat)
Lineage: Eukaryota; Metazoa; Chordata; Mammalia; Chiroptera; Phyllostomidae
Gene: RCBTB1
Product: RCC1 and BTB domain containing protein 1
Exons: 12
Coding region: 2297-3958 (553 amino acids)
Molecular function (GO): protein binding
Source: RefSeq, a predicted model, not a curated record
ACAAUCUUCUAAUCAUAUAAUGAACACUUACAACGAAGAAAAAGAAAAACACUCUAGAAGAAAAAAUAGGGACUUCAUGAAAAAGGAUGGCACAUGGGCUCUUAAACAUGUGAGCCCAACAGGUAAAGAAUGCACAUGGUGGCUCCAGGGCUUCAUGUUUUCAUGCUGUCACUUACUAGUUUGAGCAAAUUCUGAAUAUCUUUUGCCUCAGUUUUCUCAUCUCUAAAGUGAGGAUUAAAUGAUUAAUAAAUGUAAAAUAUUUAGAAUAGUGCUUGGCACAAAGGGCUGAAGAAAUGUUAUUUGGUAUUAUUGCUCUUAUUGUGAUUAUUUCUAAAAAUGAUGCCCAACUUCAUUCAUCAUAGGAGGAAUUGAAGUUUAAAUGAAACUAAGAUCCACAAUAAUAUAUUGUGUAAUAAGAGUGCUGACGUAUAUGGAUGGUUAUUUUAUAUGUUGGUACUACUUUAAUAGAGAACAAUUUGAAAUAGCUGUUAAAGGUAAACCAGCUUUUUAAUUUUGACCUGGCAGUUUCAUUUCUAGGAGUUUAUCUUAGAAAUUUAUGUAUUAAAAAGAUAGAUAUAUACAAUAAUAUAUGCAAAUAGUAACUGUGGUACUAUUUAUGUAAGCAAAAGACUGGAAGUGACUUAAAUGUCCCAGUGGAAACAGGUAAAUUGUUAAAUCUAUGUAAUGGAAUACUCUGUAGUACCAUUGAAAAGAAAUGAAGUAGGUCUACAUGUGCCAGUAUAGAAUGAUUUGCAAGAUGUGCUGUUAAGUAGGAGGGGACACCUUCCACACACCUACAUACAAUACUAAUGUAAGUCCAUACUAUUUCUGGAAUGAAUGAAAAGUACUGACAGUGGUUGCUUUUGAGGAGAGGGUCUGAAAGGGAGGAUAGGGAGACUUACUUUCCUAUACUCUUUUGUGCUGUUUGAAACAAAAAAUUUUAAACAUGUUUACAUAUUAGCUUUUACCCUCCCCUAAAUCCUUUACCUGUUUCCUGCAACACACAUAUAUACACACUCUUGCAUGCACAGUUUUCAGAGCAUGCAAAUGUUAUUCCAGGAAUCUGCCUGGCUGUUACAGUGACAGGGAAUAGUGUAUUAAGUUUAUUGAAUAUGUGAUGUGAUUCUUGGGUCAUAGCAGGGAUCUGAUUCUUGUCAUCUAAAUUGGUGCUGAUGGGAAAAAUUUGCCUGGAUGGUGGAAACUGAGGCCUUGGCUAAGUAUGCUCAAGCUCUGAGGCAUACUUUUUAGAUGUUGUCAAGAAUGCUGGAGCCAGAAAAAGAUCUUGGUCUUCAUGUAGCCUUUCUCGGCUAUUUUUAGAGGUCUGAGAAGAGAGUGAAUAGAAAGGAACUUCAGGAGUUCUGUACCUCCCUAGGGAACCGUGGCUGUAUUUAACAACUGUUUGGUAAAUACAGCCACAGUUGGAACCUAUUUCAGGUUCCAGAGCUGAGAGCCAGAAUGGAAAAUUCACUUGGCACAAUAGAGUUUUGUGCUUAUGCUGCCCCUUGUAAUUUCUGGAAAUACUUUUUAACCCUGGAAGAAUUGAAGUCAUGACCAGGAUUCUUUGUGUAAAACUCCUUAAACAUAUCAAGUUUAGAGUUUUAAGGGACUUUGUACAACUCUCUACUUUUUAUUGGGUGGUGUUUAAGCUAAUUGCUACUUGCAUAAAGGCUAUAGCCAUCAGCUCUAACAUCAGAAUUAGGGUGAAUUGUCUCACCUUGUUCAAAUAACUUUUCUCAGUGUGAAAUGAAAUAUGGUCUGUAUAUAUGUAGAAAAUGUGAUCAUAUAAAUUGGGACCAGGAUAUAAUACUUUAUUUUAUACAAUAAAUCUUAGACUACUGCAUCUUAAUAUUUUCAUUCUAAACUGUCCGAGGGGUGACUCAUCCCCAUUGUUAUACAGUGGCUUGGUGUGGCAUUGAUAUUCUACAGGAGUGAGGAGUCUUUCAGUGAAUACUAGAGGUGGUUAUUGGAAAGUGGGGAGGUAGAGAUAAUGAUUCUGAUUUUUAAAACACACCGCUCCCUCACCCUCCUGAUGAGAGAUCCUGGUUUCAUCUAGUUCACUUGUCUUCCCUCUGUUAUCUGUUGUCUGCUUGCAUAUGAGCAUGUAUAAAACAGAUUACCACUGACUUACAAGUGCUCAAGACAAACAACUGGUUGUAGAAAGUUUUGCUCCCAUUACAGGCAAAGGCCCAGAUCUGAAGGUGGAAGGAUUACACAAUGUUGCUGGGAAAAGUGAGCAAUCUGUUUAACCAAAGGAGAGAUGUCAGCAUAUUUAUAGGAAUUGCCUGAAGCCAGAGUCAUGGUGGAUGUAGGAAAGUGGCCAAUCUUCACACUGCUUUCACCUCAGGAAAUUGCAUCUAUUCGGAAAGCAUGUGUCUUUGGCACCUCAGCCAAUGAAGCAUUGUACGUUACCGACAGUGAUGAGGUCUUUGUAUUUGGACUGAACUACAGUAACUGUCUAGGAACUGGAGAUAACCAGAGUACACUUAUACCCAAAAAGCUAGAAGCUUUAUGUGGAAAGAAGAUUAAAAGCCUUAGUUAUGGCAGUGGACCACAUGUUCUUCUCAGCACUGAAGAUGGAGUUGUUUAUGCCUGGGGCCACAAUGGAUAUAGCCAGCUUGGGAAUGGGACAACCAACCAAGGCAUUGCUCCCAUCCAAGUCUGUACCAAUCUCUUGGUCAAGCAAGUGGUUGAAGUAGCUUGUGGCUCACAUCAUUCAGUGGCUCUGGCAGCUGAUGGAGAGGUAUUUGCUUGGGGCUAUAACAACUGUGGCCAGGUGGGAUCCGGAUCCACAGCAAAUCAACCAACUCCUCGAAAAGUUACAAACUGUUUACAUAUUAAGAGGGUAGUAGGCAUUGCCUGUGGUCAAACCUCAUCCAUGGCUGUUCUGGACAAUGGUGAGGUAUAUGGCUGGGGUUAUAAUGGCAAUGGUCAGCUUGGCUUGGGAAACAAUGUCAAUCAGCUGACCCCUGUGAGAGUAGCAGCUUUGCACAGCGUGUGUGUGAACCAGAUUGUCUGCGGCUAUGCACACACUCUAGCACUAACAGAUGAGGGCUUGCUCUAUGCCUGGGGAGCUAAUACAUAUGGGCAGCUGGGAACUGGCAAUAAAAAUAACCUGCUAAGCCCAGCACACAUCAUGGUGGAAAAAGAAAGGGUAGUAGAAAUUGCAGCCUGCCACUCUGCCCACACAUCUGCUGCCAAAACCCAGGGUGGUCAUGUGUACAUGUGGGGCCAGUGCCGGGGCCAGUCAGUGAUCCUGCCUCAUCUCACCCACCUCUCCUGCACGGAUGACGUGUUUGCCUGCUUUGCCACUCCUGCCAUCUCCUGGCGCCUCCUGUCUGUUGAACAUGAAGACUUUUUAACAGUUGCAGAGUCCCUGAAGAAAGAAUUUGACAGUCCAGAAACUGCUGAUCUAAAGUUUCGAAUUGAUGGGAAAUAUAUCCAUGUCCAUAAAGCUGUCUUGAAAAUCAGGUGUGAGCACUUUCGAUCCAUGUUCCAGUCUUAUUGGAAUGAGGAUAUGAAAGAAGUGAUAGAAAUAGACCAGUUUUCUUACCCAGUGUAUCGUGCCUUUCUCCAAUUCCUCUACACAGACACAGUUGACCUACCGCCUGAAGAUGCUAUAGGUACUUCAGCCACAUUGGGAGUGGCCAGGUCACAUGGUCAGAAAUAUAUCUCCUGUUCUUCUUAUGGCCUUUUGGAUUUGGCAACAUCUUACUGUGAAAACAGACUGAAAAAACUUUGUCAGCGUAUUAUCAAACGGGGAAUCUCUGUGGAGAAUGCCUUUUCGUUAUUCUCUGCUGCAGUCAGAUAUGAUGCAGAGGAUUUAGAAGAAUUCUGCUUUAAGUUUUGCAUCAAUCAUUUGACAGAGGUUACACAGACUGCAGCAUUUUGGCAAAUGGAUGGCCCUCUGCUAAAGGAAUUCAUUGCUAAAGCCAGUAAAUGUGGAGCCUUUAAGAACUGAAGCCAAGGCUGCUGGGUUUUGUGUGAGUCCUUUGGGACAUUGGUGAUGGUGUGUCCUUUGUAUUCCACUGGCAAUAUAAUUCUGCAGGUAAAAAACCAUCAGGUUCCUUUUUUUAUAUCUGAAACACAGUUCUCUGUGCAGGAAUAUAUGAAGGAUGUAUGUCUUUUCCUGAACCUACUUUAAACAACUCUUGUUUCCAGAUAACGUAUAUUUUAAAUGUGACUAUAGGUUUGACUGGAACUUUGUAAAGGCUGAAAGUUUAACUGAUUAUUUCUCUGUUUUUUAUUAGGGGAAUUUCUGAACUUGGAAAGGGGAAGUUUGUGACAAUUUUCCUGACUCAUAUAUCAACAACCCUUUUGACACUAGGAGUCAGGAUAGUUUGUGAAUUGUGAGUUAGACAUAAGAGGCCCCACCAUAAUUAAAGAUGCUAACAUUGGGGCUUGUCAAAGUGUUGCAUUAGUUGCUAGUUCAACUGCCUUACUGUGAAGGAAUAGUUGACAUCUUUUGAGGCUUUUAUUUCUGCAUUUGCACUAUUGAUGGACUUUUUCUUAAUGGUUUAUGAAAAUAAUAUUCAGUUUAGUCUGAGAUAAAUCUAUUAAUAAUUAUGUAAAGAUAAAUUUCUAGGUUAGCCAAGAUUUAAGACUUAAGCACAUAAAGAGUAGUAAUUUAAAACUGUCCAUAAAAAGUUGAUGAGAGAAUCUUUGGACAAUGGUAAGUAUUUUAUAAAAUUAGAAUCUCCACUAUUAUUUAAUUGUUUUAUUAAAACUUGAGAACUCAAGUUUAAAUUCCCCGCACGCAUACCUUUUCCUCUAUAAGUGCCGAUCAUAAGAGGAAAAAUGGCAUUCAAUAUAUCCUUGCCUCCCUAAUUGUGGCUGUUAGAUCAUCAGGUCUGCUAUGUCUGGACUUCAUGGGAUUUGUUUUUUAUAGGUAAGCAAAACCCAUCACUGAUUUGCUUAUUUGAAACUUUGCUAGCUUUAACUUUUGAUUUUCCUCUCCUUUUAAUAGUGUUAGGUCUAAUAUUUAGCACAACUGAACCUUGGAAAGUGAACAAAAUUAUGUUUUUUUGGUUGUUUGGGGGGGUCUGGUUGUGAAGUGUUAUUUGGUAGGUAAGAAUAUUUGACUCUUUUAUGUGUCUGCUGAGUUUGCUUUAUGAACAAAGCUUCAUCUGCCCUCUGGCCCACUCUCAUUUCCAUUAGUAGGUGCUCUCUUAGUAAAUUCCUUCCUGCUUAGAAGGUCCUCCCAUCUGAACUUGGAGCCUACAUACAUUUUCAGAGCAAAAUUAACAAGAAGGUGAAGAUAUGCAGCAAUUACUUUUAGCAGUUUUUUUAAGUGUGUAUGGUGGUGGCAGGUGGGAGGAGUGAGGGCCCAAAUAUAAGUAUUCAUUGAUAGGUAAAAUAUAUACAAACCUGAAGUCCCAGCCAGCUCUUUUCUUUGACCGUGUUGCAAGUGAUUAAAGCCCAGUCAUUAGAAUUAUUUCUGCACAAGAAAGAAUUUUUCAUACUGGUUGAUACACAUUAUUAGUUAUGAUGGAUACUGUUUGUAACAAUCACUGUUCUGUAGGCUUAUGAUCUGGACAAAACAUGAACUUCAGUAUGUUUACUAUUGCUCUUACUUGAAACAAGAAAUUUAUAAAAAGCACAAAUUAAAGUACUAGGUCCAUUUCCAUAUAUAGUUCAUUCAUUCAAUAAAUAUUUAGUGAGUUCCUAAUAUAGGUGAAGAAGCACUUCUUAUAUUACUAAGUAAUUUGUAUGAAUGUGUAUGUAGUGAAGUAUUUCAAAAUUACUUGUCUUUUUUUUCUUUAAAUAACUUAUUUUUUUACUUGGUUUUGUUGUUAAUCCUAGAGGAGAAACUGUUCUUUGAAUUGCUUUUUUCACUUGUUGUAAUAAUGAAAGCCAAAGUAUUCAUAUUUCUUAAAAUAGCCGUAAAUGUACUCUUAAACUCCUUACUGGAACAAUGUUUGAUACUCUAAUGUAUAGGUUGUGUUUAUAGAAUAUUUAGAAUCACAUACUAAUAAAUCAAGUAAUCUGUUAAAACAGGCAUUUGAUUGUGCCUCCUCCCCCAAUCAGUAAUCAGUAAUACACAGCCAUAAAAAGGAAGGAAAUUCUGACAUGCUAUAACUUUGAUGAACCUUGAUGAAAUCAUGCUAAAUUAAAAAAGCCAGUCACAAAAGGACAAAGACUGUAUGAUUCCACUUAAUAUGAAAUACCUAGAGUAGCCAAAUUCAGAGUUAGAAAUUACAGUUGUGGUUGCAGGGGACUUCAGGAAGGAGGAAAUGGGGAGUUAAUGUUUAAUGGGUACAGAGUUAAGUUUUGCAAAAUGAAGAGUUCUGUGGCUGGAGGGUGGUGAUGGUAAAAAUGUGAAUUUCUUUAAUGCUAUAGAACUGCACUUAAACAUGGUUAGCAUGGGAAAUUUUAUGUGUAUUUUGUAAUAGGUUUUAAAAAAUCAGUACUGAGUCCUAAGAGGUAUCAGGCCAAAAACAGGUAUCACCAUGCACAUGUCAACUAGUUCUCAACUACAUACACACUCAACCCUAUAGAUCCUUUGAUUUUAUUCCUGCUGAAAGAUAAUACAGUUGAACUGUCAUAGCAGAAAAAUGGAUCUGGAUCCGUUGGGGUACUUAUAAAUGAAGACAUAGUCCCUGUCCUUAAGGAAUGUAUAAACUGUUAGGAGUUAACACAAUAACGUUAUUUGUAAACAGCUUUUCAUGAUAGUAAGAGAAAAUCUCAUAGAAUUAUGAGAAGUUUAUCUGAAGAUGUUUGUGCAGUGUAGGGGAAAACAUAAAAGUGUCCUUUUAGCUCAUUUCCAAAACAACAGUUAAGUGGCACAAGCAAAGGCUUAUAGGUGGGGGCUAAUGAGCCUUCCAGAGGUUAACCUAAGCAAGUUUGUUUGAUUAGGAUGGAGAAAAGCCAGGGUCUAAUAGUUGGAAAUACUGGCAAAGGGAGGGCAUGUGUGUGAGAACAUUUAUUUCUCAUGGUGCCAGGCACCAUGCCCAGUGCCACACGUACAUUUUUUUUCAUAUGCACAUUUUGUACCACAAGGUAGGCAGGAUUAGGUGUAGAUAGAUUAAAUAAUUUGAUUGAAGGUUUUCAGUAGUAAAUGAUAUAGCUAAAGUACAAAGCCAGGUCUGUUUUAACAGUUUGUCUGAUAUUUGCCUACUUUAUGACUGAAAUUCUUUCCUGUGAAUGACAGAUUAAAUUUGAAGGUGGAGGGACAAAGAUUUUCUUUAAAAUAAAGAUCAUGUUGUCAAAACUAUUACUCAGAUAAGCUUUGCUAUAGGAUAUAAUGUCAGGGGAGGAAGUUGAGUUACAGUUACAUUCUAGACCAAGGGAAAUCUUUAUUCAGUAGGUCUGGUAUGGAGUUUUGGCUUAUACUUUUUAAGUUGCCCAGGUGAUUCUUAUGUGCAGGCAAAUAAAUUGGAAAACCACCAAUUAAGAUUUUGUCCCUCAGGUAAGAAUGACUUGGACUAAGGUGGCCUUUACAACAGGAAUGGAUACGUUGUUUCAUCUACAUGAUAUUCUUUCAACAGAUACUUUUGAGUACUUAUUACAUGCCAGUUACCAUACUGAGACUCAGAUCAAAUUCAUUAUGAAUGAAAUGUAGCAUUAUUGUGAAUCAGGUUACUAUAGUAAAAAUUUAGAAAUGUGAACGUGAGGUUUUCAGGGGUGAGACAUGGUGGGGCAUAAAAGUCUGAAUUGUUUAUUGUAAGGUUGAGAAAAAUCUUAACUACCAUUUUUUUAUUGCAUAUCUCACUGAUGUUCUUAUUUAGAGUCCAGUUUUAAAUUUCAGUGUUUAUUCUGAAGAUGAUGUAUGCCCAUGUGGUUACUGUGGCUGAAAA